CCUUGUGCCUCGAGGAAUACGGCCAGUAUGCUGCCAGACAUCGAUGGGUAACCACGUAAAUUUCGACAGGAUUUGAUUCUCCGUUACGUGAUCCGGUGUUUCCCGCAGCUUUCAACACGAACGAUCAUACAAUUAUAAUCGUCGAGCCACGAAUCGGUCGAAAGCGUUAAUUUUCGUGAUCGGGCCGGUGAUAUUUUCUGGUUUGUGAAGUUGUGCCAUCGAAUAAAUUAUUAUAGUUUGCUCAGGCAACUGUGAAAACUGCGACAUAAUUUUUACUCGAACGUAUGAUAAUAAUUUUAACAGUGAUUUAAGUCAUAUAAUAUCAAGAUAGCAUCUACAUAAAUUCUUUCCGCGCGGUGAUCAAUUUUAAGCGGUAUAUGUUGAGAUCAAGGAACAGGUCUCGUUUGAAAGACUGGAAUUUGAUUGAACAAAUCCGUGGAACGUAGUAUGUACAAGAGGCAGGUAGUUUUUAACGAAACGUACCGAUCGGAGAAAGAUUUUCCUUCGAUGUAUUAACUGUUGGAAGAGAUAGUAGAGUUAUCGAAGUUGAUACUCGAACGAAGCGAGCGCUAUUAUCUUCCACAUUGCUCAGUCUUUAAUCGAUAGCAAGAAAAUAAUCAGCGAAGCAGAAGCUGUAAACCGAUAGAGUGCGGAAGUCUGAAGGUAUAUCUUUAUUACGUCAAAUCUCUACCAACAAGCAUCGAACAUUCUUCCGGUUUGGAUAUUUCAAGGAAAACCUUGAGAACGAAAUUCAGCCUGAAAGGUGCAUAUUGACCAAAUGAAUUAUAUGGAACACCAAACACGUUCGGAAAAGUUUUAGAAACACCCGAACGUUUGGUAAAAUAUUCUUCGUACGAGAAGCGUAAGUCGUAGUCGACGACGUAGUCAAGUUAGAAGGAAGAUACCAAGCUGAAUCUGAAAGAGACAAAAUGUCAUCGAUGAGUCGAACGUUCAAAUUUUGUUAUUUCUUUACGGCUGGUAAAGUUCCCGUUGUUUUACGAAGGCAUUUUCAUUAACGGGAUUGACAGAAAAUUACACUUUGGGAAAGAUUUCUCUAACCAAGUGCAUUAAGAAAAAGAAAAAAGAACGCAGGAAGCCAAGAAAUCUGUAUCAGACAAAUAUAUUUAAAGAACGUUAUAAAAAUUUUUAUGGCAGUUUUCGCAGCACAUAUAAACAGAAUCCAAAGAAACAACAUGCCUGGGACUUUGAAGAAAUCUCCAGUGCUGUUCUUCUUUUUGUUUCAAAUUCUUUUUUCUGAACUGGCGAUUUGCACUGCCAGUACGGACAACGAAACGAUUCAACAAUUCAUCAAACCGAUCAUAUAUCCCAUUCCUUUGGAAAACAUGACGAUAAUACCUGAAGAGUACAAAAAUUUAUCUGUGGUUGGAAAAUGUUGUCCACUGGGUGAAGUUCUCGUAAAAAACGGUACUCAAGGCUCGGUUUGUUAUCUGGAUUCCUCCAUGACUGAAAAUUUCUCUCCCAUCUUUUAUGGUUUUAAUGCAUUUGGUUACGAAGUUCCCGGUGAAGUUCGAAAUUCGUUCGUUGCGAUCAUCGGAGAUCCUUGCAAAUACAAAAAAUAUAUUUUAAAUCCAAACAACGAUAACAGAGAUAACAAUUAUUUAUUAACGAACGGUUCUGUAUAUGCACCGAAUCACGAUCCAACAAUGCUGCAACCUGGAAUCAACUACUGUGCAGAAAUCGUGCCAGAUUUAGGUCUUCACACUUUUGUAUGUUUUUCUGAAAGUCGCGUAAUAAUCACUGCAGACUCCCGAAUUACAAUCUAUGCCUGCGGCCUUUUAAUAUCGGUGCCAUUCUUAAUUCUUACCAUCGCAGCGUAUUCCAUCACACCAAAUUUGCGAGAUAUUUUUGGAAGGGCAUUGUGCCGUUAUUGUGGAUCCUUAGCGCUGGCUUUUACGAUGUUAGCAAUUACACAGUUAUGGAAUAUGGAGUUGUCGGAUCAAGCUUGUACCAGUAUAGCAUUCGUCAUCCAGUUCUCCUUCGUCGCGUGCUUCUUCUGGCUAAAUGCGAUGUGCAUAGAAAUGUGGUCAUUGGUGCGUGUCUAUGUGGAUCGUGGAACAUACAGAAGGAUGAAACCCAGAAUGUUGUUCUUUUGGUACUCGUUAUGGUGCUGGGGUCCCUCGGUGAUACUUAUCCUCGUGUCGAUGAUUAUGGAUCUCAGUCCGAUGAUACCGGCGACUUACGUGAAACCAAACUCCAAGAAAAGUUGUUCCUUCAAAUCGGAAGAUGAAGCAAUACCAUACUUUUACAUACCAAUUGGAUUGCUUCUUGUUGGGAAUGUGAUUCUUCUCGUUCUAACCUUCGUCAAAUUAACUAAAUAUCAAAGGGACCUCGACUUAAGGCGCCUCGCGAGAAAUCAAGAAUCCGAUCGACUUGAUCGAAAGUAUCUUCGACGACUCAUGAGAACCACAUUAGUUUGCAUGAUUAUUUUCGUUUUGAUGGGUCUUAAUUGGACGAUGGAACUAAUAUUUUGGUUCGUCAACGGAGAUUCAUUCGACUGGUCCUCCUUCGAUCUUGUAAACGCUCUCCAAGGUGUUCUUAUCUUCGCUUUAUUUGUUCUACGAAGGCCACCGAGAGACUUUGUGUGGCACAGAAUACAACAACUUCGUGGUAUUAAUCAAGUACCAGAACUGGAAGCUGGAAGCAUGGAACUGUAUCUGCUUCCAACAAUGAACGGUGACUCAGUGCCUAGAUAAAAGAUCAUUCCGUGCACAUAACUUACUUUUCGUCCUUUCCUCGAAUUCGUCGUGGAUUAUGAGAUAACUAUAAAUCAAUUGCCGAAACAUGCUUGAAAGUUCCUUGAUUAGACGUACAAUUUUUCUAUGAAUUAUUUAUAAAGCGUCGAAUUAAUCAAACGAAAAAAGUUUGAUAAUUCUGACAAAUUUAUUUUAUGUAAGACUUAUCGAAUUAUUUAUUAUACGCGUAAUAUCGAUAUAACAUAUACAUAUGCAUCUCAUCAACACGAUAUAUGAGGUCAAUAUUUAUUUUGCAUAUCAUCGAUUAUGUAUCGAGUGUGAUUUUUGUAUAAUACGAUUUAUUUUAAAUAGUUUGAUUACCACGUGUCGAUUGCGAGGAUAAUUUCAUACUAAUGAAAGCUUCAUGGUUUAUGUACAUGUAUGUGUUUAUAUUUCAUUUUCAAAUCAUUUUUCGUUCUUCCAUUCAUUUCUGAUUUGCUGUCACAUUGUAAUUAUUUUGCGAUGCUUCAUAUUCCCUGUGAAUAUUUUUGUACUCUAAGAAAAAAAGACUUAAAAAAUUCAUAGUUUUCUAAAUAUGAAAUGAAUUUUAUGAAUUUAAUAAUAGAUCACUUGAUUCUUGUGUUUGAAGUCGCAUUUGGGAUUGUUAGUCGCAUAAUAAUAUGCUUCGUAGGAACUUGUCUUGAUUAUGUAAAAAUGCCUCUAACUCGUUUUACAAUAGUGUAUGCAAAUUGUGAUAUCUGUAUAUCUGUACAUUAAUUACACAACAGAGAAUAACCGAAUAGGUUACAUUAUGAUCUUAGAUCUAAUAUACAUAUGUAUGUAUAUUCUUCUGAAUCUUGUAUAGUUAACAUUAAAAACAUUUCUAAUAAUUUCUAAAUAUAUAAUAUUUGCAAGCGCAUCCUGCAACGUUAAGUUCCAUUUAUUAUUUAUCUAUUUAUUAUUUACAUAAAAUUUCAUGAAAAUACGGUAUAAUUAAAUUAUUUUAAUAAAAACAAAUUCAUGUCUGAAACAAUUCAAUUAGUAUUCAUUACUGUAUUCUUCAAAGUAUGUGUUAAUAAUAAUAUUUAUAUGUUAGAACAGCUAAGAAUUAUUUACUUACACUAGUAAUAAAUAAAUUAAAAAAUACAAGCGACGACGUUAUAUGUUUUGUAUUUGGUAGUAUUAGCAUUAGAAGUGGAAUGUAUUAUUUAUUGUAAAACUUUUAAAUUAUUUAUGUGAAAUUAAAUUCAUUCUCAUAAUAAAUAUUGUAUCCAUUUUUAAAUAUAUACAUAUGUUUGUUUCAACAAAAAACAAUAAAUGGUAUUUCAAAAA
Molecule: messenger RNA, 4025 nt
Organism: Bombus huntii
Lineage: Eukaryota; Metazoa; Arthropoda; Insecta; Hymenoptera; Apidae
Product: G-protein coupled receptor Mth2-like
Exons: 7
Coding region: 1149-2714 (521 amino acids)
Biological process (GO): G protein-coupled receptor signaling pathway; cell surface receptor signaling pathway
Cellular component (GO): membrane
Molecular function (GO): G protein-coupled receptor activity
Source: RefSeq, a predicted model, not a curated record